Messenger RNA from Megalops cyprinoides (Indo-Pacific tarpon), 1591 nucleotides. RefSeq lists its product as uncharacterized. The transcript has a single exon. NCBI's taxonomy places the organism in Eukaryota, Metazoa, Chordata, Actinopteri, Elopiformes, Megalopidae. The record is from RefSeq and is a predicted model, not a curated record. Bases 13 to 1326 code for a protein of 437 amino acids.
CCGGCCUUCAAAAUGGCGGAGGUCAGCAGGAGAAUGGGAAAGGGGACUUAUAGACUUCUGAAAAACUCAAAUUAUUAUUGUUGGAAGGGGACUGAAAACAAAAAUCAGAGGGGAGCUCUUCUGACAGGCGUCGUGUCAAGAGGAAUUAGGAUAUGUAGCACCCAUCGUGAGGACAUGCCAGCUCAAGGAAUUUGCACUUGUCAGUUGCAUCGAUCGACUGAGGUAUGUCAGAGUAGCACUGGAAAGCUGGUAGUCCAAGGAACUACAUCAAGCAAUUAUUUGCUGAAUCAAGAAGAUAAUGAUUUUCGUCAGCUCGGUGGGGAUUUCGUCCUUGUUUGGCCGGAUGUUAAUUGCAGUGACGGACUUUUACUGCACGGCAGCGGUCCGAUUGGAUUUGACAACAAACUCUGUUUGUCUGUGGACUGUCAAACAAGUGAACAUUUAUCGGACAAACUUAACUGCCCAGAGAGCGGUAGGCUAACAAUCACUGGCGCAAAGAGCAAACACUUUGAAGACUGUCUGUACAUGUCGCUCAGCAUUUCCCCAACUACCCAGGUUAGUGUGUUUAAGACCUCCAACUGGAGGGAUAGGAAUUUUUUGACAGCUUCCGUCCUCGCUGAAAUUCAUCGGACAGCUUGCCUGCAUAAAAGAUCAUUCUGCACAUUGACGUUGUCUGAAACACAGCCGAAUCCCCGUAGUGACAGUAUAUUCUUGCGAUCUCGUGGAAAGGCUUUGUUAGUUACCCGAUUUCGCAGCAGCAACGGCAGCCCUGACCUGCCCCUGUAUCGAACUAAAACAGCGUAUUACGACAUUCUUCAGGUUUCCCCGAAUGCCACGCACGCUCAGAUAAAGACAGCGUAUUAUAAGCAGUCAUUCAUCUAUCACCCGGACAAGAACGCAGGGAGUGAGGAGGCGACGCAGCAGUUCAACAAAAUCAGCGAGGCUUACAGGGUCCUAGGAAAUAAGACCCUGAAGAGGAAAUAUGACCGUGGCAUCUUGAGUCAGGCCGAUGUGCAAGGAGCUGGCAGACCCUCAGCCAAGGAAGCGACCGGCUCCACGACCAGCACCCAACACAAGCGGUCCCGUCACUCCCCCGCUGCUGGUUUGGGUAGCAAGCCCGUGUUUGACUUCGACGCUUUCUACAAAUCUCACUAUGGUGAGCAGCUUCAGCGGGAACGGGACCUGCGCUUCCGGAGGGAACAGGUUUUGAAAAAGAAGGAGGAGGGGGUUAAAUCCUGGAAGCUGGGCAAAAUGACUGAAAUGGCGGUAGGGUUGCUUUUAGCCAUGGCGGCGGCUAUUCUGUUCAGCUUAAGACCCAGCAAUUGAUGUCCAAUGAGGAAGCACGUCCUUAAUUCAGUCUUGUACAUAUAUGCCCUUUAGAUGCUAAGACGCCAGAACUGUCAUUGGGUCUAUCAGGGUUCGAUACCUAAGUGGCAUACACUGAGUUCAUGAUCAGAUAUCAACAGUGUUAUUAAUUCCACAUUCAACCCACAGAGCUGUGUUCAACAGUUGUGAACUGUUACAAUAUUUACGUUUUCGUAUGAGGAAAAUGAGUGUACUUGACACCUCCACAAUAUUGCUGCCCGGCGUA